AAUGAAUUCUAUAGGUCCAGAAGAGAAUAAGCCAAUUUUAAGAAUGUUUUUGGCAGGAAUAGCUUCGAUAGCUGCAGGUGGAUCUACUCAUCCAGUUGACACAGUCAAAGUUAGAUUGUAAAAGGAAGGUGAAGGAAAAUCUGAUGUCAAAAAAUACAAGAAUAUUUUAAGAGGAUCAUAUGUAAUAUACAAAGAAGAAGGAUUACGUGCAUUAUACAAAGGAUUAUCAGCAUCAUUAGGUAGAGAAGCUACUUAUUCAACAUUGAGACUUGGAUUGUAUGAACCAUUUAAGCACAUGAUAUCCUAAGAUGGAGAGAAGACAUCAUUGGGAGUCAAGUUUUUUGCAGGUUUAAUGUCUGGAUCAACAGGAGCAAUUGUUGCAAAUCCAUGUGAUGUGUAAAAAUUAUUAAUAAUUAUUGAUUAGUUUAAAAAUUAGAUUGUAAUCUAUCUCUGGUCAUCAUUAAUCAGUAUUUGCUGAAAUUACAUAAAUAUUACAUCAUGAAGGAAUUCUAGGUUUGUAUAAGGGCACUAUGCCUAAUUUACUUAGAGGUGCAAUUCUUACAGGAACUAAAAUGGCCACUUAUGAUUAAACUAAAUAAUGGUUAAAGGAGCAUUUUGAAUUCAAAGAAGGAUUUAGUCUUUAAUUUGUAUGUUCAUUUGCUACAGGUAUUCAAAUAUUAUAUAUAAAUAUAGGAUUAAUGCUAUCUAUUACAACUGCACCUAUGGACUUAAUUAAAACAAGAAUUAUGUCAUAAGAUGCUGGUCAUAAAGUAUAUAAUGGAUUGAUGGAUUGUGCAAUAAAGACAUUUAAAUAAGAAGGUUUAGGUGCAUUUUAUAAAGGAUUUUUCCCUUAAUGGAUAAGAUUUGGACCAUUUAAUAUUAUAUAACUUAUUGUUUGGGAAUAAUUACGUACAUUAUGUGGAAUUAAAAAUAUCUGAUU
Molecule: messenger RNA, 940 nt
Organism: Paramecium pentaurelia
Lineage: Eukaryota; Ciliophora; Oligohymenophorea; Peniculida; Parameciidae
Source: the annotation of a GenBank genome assembly